This is a messenger RNA of Grosmannia clavigera kw1407, 1929 nucleotides long. Its product is annotated as putative argr fungal zinc cluster transcription factor. Gene Ontology annotation, cellular component: nucleus. The transcript has a single exon. NCBI's taxonomy places the organism in Eukaryota, Fungi, Ascomycota, Sordariomycetes, Ophiostomatales, Ophiostomataceae. Gene Ontology annotation, biological process: positive regulation of transcription by RNA polymerase II. Bases 1 to 1929 code for a protein of 642 amino acids. Gene Ontology annotation, molecular function: DNA-binding transcription factor activity, RNA polymerase II-specific; transcription cis-regulatory region binding; zinc ion binding. The record is from RefSeq and is a predicted model, not a curated record.
AUGCAGAAGGGAAAACAGAAACAGAAGCGGCCGACGCGGCGGUCGAUGACCUUUAGUGGAUGCUUUACGUGUCGGGCACGCGGCGUCAAGUGCGACGAGCAGCGGCCGGCCUGCCAGCGCUGCGUAAAGGCCAAACGGAUGUGUGCCGGCUACGGCGUACGGCUCAUCUGGGAAGACCGCGAUAAAAGAGCCGAGUCGGGCCUGCGGAGCGAGCGACGGCCGCUUCCGUGGGCCUAUGGUUACGAAACUGGGGACCAUACGGAGGUCCCUGCGCUCAGAGAUGCGGACUUGGACGCCGUCAUCGCAGCCCUGCCAGAGGAUCGGGGCCAUUAUCCUCUGGAUCCCUAUGCUCACGCCCAGGCCCAUCCACACCCCCACGCACGCUUGUUCACCGUCUUGAUGGUCACGCCACCGGUACCCUCGCCUCUGCCGUUAGCCUCGCUGGACGACGUGCUCGCCGUCCACGACCUCGACUUUCACAAUCUCGGCCAUCUCAACGAGCUCGGCGAGCUCGACGACAUCUACAACAUGCACGACACCCACCACUUCGGUAACCUGCACGGCCACGUCCCAAAUGAUCUUCACAGUAUCUACAACCUGUCACUCGAACAGUGGUGGGUGACCACGCCGACAUCGACAUCCCAAGACGACCAGCGCCUGAUUCCCAACGACAACACGGCCACACUCGAGCUCUGUCUGUCGCCUCGUCCGACCAAGGAAAGUCGUCUGCUGGACUACUGGAUUGCCCACACGAGCAGCAUCAUGGUCUCGAUCCCCCGGCGCGACAACCCGUUCCGCUCCAUCUUCGUGCCCAUGGCCCUCGUUGCGCAGAGCCAGCUUUUCCCUUCCGAUGAGCACACGGCCCUGCUUCACGGCAUCUACGCCAUGGCCGCUUUCAACUGCGCCCAGCAGCAGUCCAUCACCAACAGCGGCGCCUACAACAGCCUCGGCAUGAGUCAUCACCAGGUCAGCCUCGCCCAUUUGCAGCGCAGCCUCAGCAGCCUCAGCCUUGGCUUCGACCAUACCUCCAAUCCCGAGGCAAUUCUUGCCACUAUCAUACUCCUCAUCACUACCAACUGCAUCACCGGAAACUCGACUGCUUGGCGCUCGCACAUCCGCCUCGGCCGCCAGUGGCUGCUCUCGUCCGUAAAGGCCCCUUGGCGCACCCAGCACGCCGCCUGCACUCUCUACCAUAUCUUCCUCAUCCUCGAGGCUAUCGGAACGUCGGCCAACAUGUCCGACCUGCUCGACACCGCUGAUGGUUCCGAUGGCGCCAGCCAUGGUCACGACUACACCUACAACAGUAUUUUUGGCCUCUCCUGUACCGCCCUCUACCACGACUACCAGCUCGACAGCCUUUACGGCAUCACUCAGCCCAUUUUCGAGGCCAUCGUCCACAUUGACCGGCUCGGCGCCCGCUCUGUCUCACCAUCCCAGCAGGAGCUCGAAAACCUGCGGGUCAAGAUCUUGCUCAAUGAUCCGCGUGCUCUGCGCAUCAGCGCACUCGACAACGCUGAUGACACCGAGCAUCGCUUCGUGCGCCAUCACGCCUACGUCUUCUACUUCGCGUGCCGCAUCCACUACGAGCGCGUGCUGUUUCGUGCCACUCCGCACGCUAUCCAGAACCUCGUCCGCUGCGCUCUGGACCACCUUGAGGCCAUCGCUAGCCUCGAGACAAACACGAACGUUGCUGGCCUCACAUGGCCAGUGUUUGUCGUCGCCUGUGAGGCCGAUGAUCCUGUUUUGCAGAAACGGUUUGGCUGGUACUUUGACAAGGGUCAGAAGUACGGCAUCUGGAGCAUCUCUUCCGCCUAUCUCGUCCUCUCCGAGGUCUGGAGGAGGCGGAGGAAUCAGUCGAGAGAAGACCAAGCCAACGAGAGCUGGCAACAGGUAAUGACAGACCUGGGCUUGGAUUUACUGCUUACGUAA